GGCGAGCGGGCGGGCUGCGGGCGCCGAGCGCGGGCGCGGGGCGCUGUGUGCGCGGACAGCGCGGGGCUGCGCUCGGGGGCGCUCCCGGGCGCUCGCCGCCGCGCCUUUGAGUCAGCAAACUCCACUGCCCGCCUGCUUGCGGCGCCGCCACGCCUGCCCGAGCCCCGGAGCCGCCUAUUCAUCCUGUCCUGGGUUGAAGAUGUUUCCAGAAGAAGAGAAAGAGGAGUUUGUGAGCGUCUGGGUUCGAGAUCCUAGGAUUCAGAAGGAGGACUUUUGGCACUCUUACAUUGACUAUGAGAUAUGUAUCCAUACCAAUAGCAUGUGUUUCACCAUGAAGACAUCCUGUGUCCGACGAAGGUACAGGGAGUUCGUGUGGCUGAGGCAGAGACUCCAGAGCAAUGCACUGCUGGUACAACUUCCAGAGCUUCCAUCGAAAAACCUGUUUUUCAACAUGAAUAAUCGCCAGCAUGUAGACCAGCGCCGGCAGGGUCUGGAAGAUUUCCUCAGAAAGGUUCUCCAGAACGCACUUCUUUUGUCAGAUAGCAGCCUUCACCUCUUCUUGCAGAGUCAUCUAAACUCAGAGGACAUCGAGGCGUGCGUGUCUGGGCAGACCAAGUACUCUGUAGAAGAAGCUAUUCACAAGUUUGCUCUGAUGAACAGACGUUUCCCUGAAGAAGAUGAAGAAGGGAAAAAAGAAAAUGAUGUAGAUUAUGACUCAGAAAGUUCAUCCUCUGGAUUUGGACAUAGUAGUGAUGACAGCAGUUCCCAUGGAUGUACAAGGAGCACAGCUCCGCAGGAAUCCUGAAAACGAAUCCUGAUGUUACCCCCUUAGGAAUAGCAAAUCGUGUCCAGUCAUAGAGGAGAAAGCUUGCUGCUAAAGCUACUCUUACCUACAGCUCACCGUGACAAUAUGCAGUAUUCAAAUUUGUAAAGACCUUGGAUUAUUUAUUAGUGUCAUAUUUUUUUAUUUGGUUGUAGUUGUUGUCCAUUUUUUGGUUAAGCUUCUGUAAAAAAAAAAAAAGCUGAACGCCCAUGAAUGCAGUAUACUCCCCUGUAAACAAAUGUUAUUGGUAAAGUAAGAUCCUACGUGAAUUUAAAACACUUGCUAUGUUGGGGUGUGUGUGGGGGGAGGGAAAUGGAACUGACUGUAUUGAAUUGUAAAAGAUAGGGACAUCAGUGGUAGCAUUUCAAAUCCAGCCGCACCAUCUGUUCUUGUAUCUGUGGGGCAGUAUUAUGACCAACGUAUCAUGUAGUGUCUCAACCACUACGUAGACUGACAGCUUAGACCAGCCUGCCUUCCCAAAAGGAGGCUGGUAUUUUGUGGGUACUUCCCCUUGCACUGGGAAAACAGGACUUUGAGGUGUUGGAAGUCUUUUAAGCGGGUUAACCUUUCUUGUAUUCUGUUUCAUGCUCAGAUGGAAACGUAUCUUUAUGACUCA
This is a messenger RNA of Sorex fumeus (smoky shrew), 1439 nucleotides long. It is a transcript of the gene SNX10, whose product is annotated as sorting nexin 10. Lineage: Eukaryota; Metazoa; Chordata; Mammalia; Eulipotyphla; Soricidae. The record is from RefSeq and is a predicted model, not a curated record. Bases 200 to 805 code for a protein of 201 amino acids. Gene Ontology annotation, molecular function: phosphatidylinositol binding. The transcript has 7 exons. Gene Ontology annotation, biological process: intracellular protein transport.